AUGCAAAAAUGCAAGAGAGAAUUCAGAGCGGCAACGGGAUUCUUUUCGGUAGAUAUGUUCGUUUUCUUAGACGAGAGUGGAUACGUAAGUUUCACAACUUUGGCCGCAUGGUCCUGUUAAAGCAAGUGUAUAAUAAAAAUAGCGAAUAUGCACUAAAUAAUAGACGUGUUUAUUUAUUUUAUAUUUCUAUACGUUUGCAGGAUAAAAGACUUUUAAGAUCGUAUGGAUACAAUUUAAAAGGACGACGUGCAAGAAUCAGAAGACGAUAUUCGCCUUUGGGACCACGUAUAACCGCGAUUCCAAUUAUCUGCAACGAAGGCUUGCUUGACGUCGCAAUGUAUGAAGGGCAUGUCAAUGGAGAAACAUUCCUUGAAUUUGUGAAUGAUGUAUUGAUCCCGUGCUUACUGCUGUUUGAUGGUUUUAAUCCUCGAUCCAUUGUGAUACUCGGUAAAGUAUUUAUUUUAUACCUGCAUGGUUUUAUCGUUUAA
Paramuricea clavata is the source of this 488-nucleotide messenger RNA. Lineage: Eukaryota; Metazoa; Cnidaria; Anthozoa; Malacalcyonacea; Plexauridae. The record is from the annotation of a GenBank genome assembly.